This is a messenger RNA of Blastocystis hominis, 1556 nucleotides long. RefSeq lists its product as hypothetical. Gene Ontology annotation, cellular component: small-subunit processome. The record is from RefSeq and is a predicted model, not a curated record. NCBI's taxonomy places the organism in Eukaryota, Bigyra, Opalinata, Blastocystidae. Bases 1 to 1401 code for a protein of 466 amino acids. Gene Ontology annotation, molecular function: protein binding; snoRNA binding. The transcript has 5 exons.
AUGGCUAAGCGAUCAGCAAGAGGAAGGCAACAGCUCCGUUCUGCAAAAUCUACCAAAACAAGCGAGGGAAGUCGCAAAAACGAUGAUAUUGACUGGAAUAUUUCGAGUGGAGACGAGAGCGAAGAGGAAGAUCUGGUUUUGAACUCGGUAUCAGACCAUUCCGAGAAGGAGGAGGAAGAGGAAGUGAAGGAAACUAUCGAGGAGAAGAAACUCCGUUUGGCAAAGGAAUAUCUCAACAAAGUGCGUCUAGAGGAGGAGGAAGCUUCUGGAAGCGAUGUAACAGACGAUGAAGGAGUGGAAGAGCGAAUUGAGAAGCGUCUCCAACGAGAAGCCGAGGAAGCGCGAGGCCUCAUCUUUAAAGAAGUAGCAAACCAACUAAUCGACGCCGAUCUGCCGGAAGGUCGUUUCUGCAAAGGCCAUCUCAUGCCGGUCACCUGCACCGACAUCUCCGGCGACGAAAAGUACAUCGUAAGCGGCGGCAAGGACUGCAAGGCGUGCCUCUGGGACGUGGAAACGGGGAAAGUGACCACAAUCUUCGAGGGCAAACGCGAGCGCAAAGACAGCCCCAAACGCCGCCAAUUCAACUGCCACCGCGGCGAAAUCCUCGCCGUGCAGAUCAGCUACGACGGCCACUACGUGGUCACCGCGGGGAGAGAGGGGCUGAUCCGCAUCUGGGACAGCCGCGUCGGGACGUCGGUGGGCGCCGAGCCGGCCAGCAGCGCGGCGGCCGCGGCCCGCUCGAUCGUGCACUGCACGGACUGCAAGGAGGUGCUGCGCGGACACCGCGGGCUGGUGAGCUCGCUGCUGCUGCAGCGCGAUAACGUGCUGUACUCCGGCGGACUGGACAACACGCUCAAGCUCUGGAACAUCGUCGAUACCACCUACAUCGACACGCUGUACGGACACGAGACCCUCAUCACCGGCAUCAGUGGCAUGCGAAACGCCCCCUCAUCGCGGGGAAACACGCGGAUUUUGAGCUGCUCGACGGACAAUUCCGUGCGGCUGUGGAAGAUCGAGGCGUCCACGCAGAUGGUUUUCCGCGGGAGACGCGUCGAUCAGAGCAUGGAGUGCUGCGCGAUGAUUGGGCCGCAGAACUUUGCCGCGGGAGAUCUCAACGGAUCGCUGAAUCUCUUCUCCAUUGCCAAAAAAAAGCCCGUUUUUUCGGUUCAUCAGGCGCACGGGAUUGAUUCGGUGCGUCCAAUCAGCGGAGAGAACGCGGCGGGGCGUUGGAUCGUGAGCUGCGCGGCGCUGGGAGGAACGAAUCUGCUGGCGAGCGGAAGCUACGAUGAUUGCAUUCGGCUGUGGGAUGCGAACGUGUCGAACCGCGAGAAGGACGGGGAAUUGCUGAAGGAAGUGCGGGCGAUUCCGAUUGUAGGCGAUUUUUUGAUCGGGUUUUGGUAGAAGGGGUUUGUGAACUCGCUGUCGUUCGCGCCGUCGGGGAGGUUUGUGGUGGCCGGAAUCGGGCAGGAACAUCGAAUGGGACGCUGGUGGAGAUUGAAGGGAGUGAAGAACGGGAUUUUCAUCCAGAAUUUGAAUCUUGAUCUGUCUGUUUGAAA